Messenger RNA from Pectinophora gossypiella (pink bollworm), 756 nucleotides. Its product is annotated as chorion class CB protein M5H4-like. Bases 1 to 756 code for a protein of 251 amino acids. The transcript has 3 exons. Gene Ontology annotation, cellular component: egg chorion. The record is from RefSeq and is a predicted model, not a curated record. NCBI's taxonomy places the organism in Eukaryota, Metazoa, Arthropoda, Insecta, Lepidoptera, Gelechiidae. Gene Ontology annotation, biological process: multicellular organism development; chorion-containing eggshell formation. Gene Ontology annotation, molecular function: structural constituent of egg chorion.
AUGUCUUUCAAAAAAGUCGUCUUCUGCGCUUCAGUUCUUGUUAUUCAGCAUUUCCAGACCAUAACAGCUCAAUGCAUCAACAACCAAGCUUCCGCAAACGGCCUCAUAGCGAAUAACAUUGGCUUAGGCUACGGCGCCAACCAAAACUUGGGCUACUCCGCCAAUCAAAACUUAGGCUAUGCCGCCAACCAAGCCACAAGUAAUGGCGGCGCGUUUGUCGUCACCAGCCAAUCACCAAUCGCACCUACAGGCUUGUCCGUGUUGGCUGAGAACUUGGCCAUAGAAGGUGUCUUGGCUGUCGAUGGCCAAUUACCCCUACUUGGAACUGUUGCUGUGGAAGGCGCAAUACCGACUGGCGGCCAAGCCGGGACGAGCUAUUCCUGCGGGAAUGGCAAUGUUGGCAUCACUAACGAGAUUGGCGGAUCUGUCCUUGGCAAUAAUUUAGGCGCAGGCUCGCCCAAUAUUGGCGCCAAUGUUGGCCCGAAGAUAGGCUCAGGGAUCGACGAACUUAGCCCAGGUCAGUUCGUGCUACCCCAGUUCGUAGAACGCUUCUCGCUGCCGGCCAUGGUUAGGGCCAUGAUCGACAGCGAGCAGGCCUGGAGAGCGGUCGCCACCUUCGCGGACAUAGUCAUGUCUGCGAAGGAAGUGGUGGAGAGGGAACGGGAAGACUCUGUCGACUCGCUCCCGAUUCGCCGCAGGCGACCGGGAAGGCGGCGACAGGCGCACUUGGUCGCGAUCGACCGAGCGCCGCCUUGA